Messenger RNA from Oikopleura dioica, 918 nucleotides. NCBI's taxonomy places the organism in Eukaryota, Metazoa, Chordata, Appendicularia, Copelata, Oikopleuridae. The record is from the annotation of a GenBank genome assembly.
AUGAAAAUCUCCAACAUUCUCCUUGCCUUUUCAGAGGCAUCUUCUCUCUCCUGGAUUGGCAUCCGAUCUUCGGCUGGUGAGAUCUGCUCCUACUCUGGAUUUACUUCUCAGCAAAAAAAUCUCUGUCGACGCAAUAGCUUCAUCGCCCCUGCGAUUAAGAAUGCAGCUGAAGUCACUUCUUCCUCUUGCUUCGAGUCGAUGUCUGACACCCUCUGGGGCUGCAACGGCAUCAAAACGCUUCCCAAAGAGCAACCAGAACUUGAACAACCAACUCAAGAAAGCGCAUAUCUCCAUGCUCUCGCUACGGCUCAUCUCAAGAACUCCCUCGAAAAAUUUUGCAAACUGGGCUCAGCUGAUUGUGAAAAUUUCAAUGCUGAGCAGUUCGCUCUUGAAUUUACCGAUGUCGCUGCUCUUAAAAAGAAGCCCUUCUUAUUUGGAAUUCACAAUAACAAAGUCGGUCGAAAUGCUGCUGAAAGCGCCAAGAAUACUGUCUGCAAGUGCCAUGGUCCUUCCGGAAGCUGCGCUCAGAAAACCUGCUGGAAAGCGAGCACGAACGUCAAUAAGAUGAACAGAAUUAUCAAAGAAAAGUACGAAUCUGCUGCUCGAAUCCAACAACGACAACUUGAAAUUCUACCAAAAGCAGUCUUCGAUUCGUUCAUCAACGACCGAUUGAUCUUUGGGAAGAAAUCUCCCAAUUUCUGCGAAGUCACUCGAGGAAGAGUUUGCGACGCUACGAAAUCAUACGGAGCUGGAACCUGUGAUGAGCUCUGCUGUGGACGUGGAUCGAUUCAAAAAGUAUCCAUCGAAAAGGAAGAAGUCUGUACUAUGAAAUUCGUCAAAGUGGAGGGCUUCUCGUGGCCAGCCGGGGUACACUGUAAAGAUAUGUUUUACCAAAAAACAACAAGUACCUGUCGCUGA